UCCGCAGAGAGAGCUCGCGACUUGUUCGACCCGCACCAAGUUGCCGAAAUAAAAAUGUGGAUUUUGUGGCCCCCGAAGAAGAGAGGUCCAGGGGGAGGCGGACGAUGGAUCCGUGAACAUGCGUCUAACUACGUUUUGAACAUCAGCUACCUGUUAUGUUAGGUGCGUAGUCUGUUUUACGUACAAUGUCUCAUUCGGGCCUGUGAGGUCGGUAUUCAAUAUCUGCACGUUAAAAAUCAUCAUCAUCAUCAUCCGAGAGGUUGAGUGCUUGACCAAAAGCGCCCACUGGAAAUGGCCAAGCCAGACCUCCAGGCUCUGAAGCUACUAACUGCUCUCAGGAGACUCUCGGCCUUGGUUUCUCCAUCUAUUUUUGGAAGAAAUCUCCUUCCAAGAUCUCUAACCAGGCGGUGCGCCCCCUUAAUUCUCCGCGGAGCGGGAAAGAAGAGCCCACCUGAUUCACAGGGCGGCCCCCUCCCCGAGUCCUGUGCGCACGCUCGGGUCGGCCAGCCGCUAGGAGCCGGGCAACGUGGGCACCGCUCUAGCCGGCACGGCGCAGUCACCCGCGUCUCGCUGGUGAUGACACAUGUCCGGGGCGGUGGAGAAGGAAAGAUGGCGGCGCCCAUGGAGGUGGCCGUGUGUACCGACUCGGCGGCCCAGCUGUGGAGUUGCGUCGUGUGGGAGCUGCACUCGGGCGCCAAUCUGCUCACAUACCGCGGCGGCCAGGCCGGGCCUCGCGGCCUGGCGCUGCUCAAUGGCGAGUACUUGCUGGCGGCGCAGCUGGGCAAGAACUACAUCAGCGCCUGGGAGCUACAGAGGAAGGACCAGCUUCAGCAGAAGAUCAUGUGCCCCGGACCGGUCACCUGUCUCACCACGUCGCCCAACGGCCUCUACGUUCUGGCAGGGAUCGCAGAGAGCAUAUACCUGUGGGAGGUUUCCACGGGGAACCUUCUGGUCAUCCUGAGCCGCCACUACCAGGACGUGUCGUGCCUGCAGUUCACGGGGGACAGCAGCCACUUCGUCUCGGGGGGCAAGGACUGCCUGGUGCUGGCUUGGAGCCUCUGCAGCGUGCUGCAGGCAGACCCCUCCCGGACCCCCGGACCCCGGCACGUGUGGUCUCGCCACACCCUCCCCAUCACAGACCUGCACUGCGGCUUUGGUGGGCCCCUGGCCCGGGUGGCCACCGCCUCGCUGGACCAGACAGUGAAGCUGUGGGAGAUCUCCUCCGGCGAGCUGCUGCUGUCUGUGCUCUUCGACGUGAGCAUCAUGGCCGUGACCAUGGACCUGGCUGAGCAUCACAUGUUCUGCGGUGGCAGUGACGGCUCCAUCUUCCAGGUCGACCUCUGCACCUGGCCCGGGCAGAGAGAGAAGAGCUUCCAGCCGGAGCAGGACCACGGGAAGGUGUUCAGAGGGCACAGGAACCAGGUGACCUGCCUGUCAGUGUCCACGGACGGCAGCGUGCUACUCUCGGGCUCCCACGACGAGACGGUGCGCCUCUGGGAUGUGCAGAGCCAGCAGUGCCUCAGGACGGUGGCUCUCAAAGGCCCCGUGACCAACGCCUGCAUCAUGCUGGCGCCCAUCAGCAUGCUGAGCUCCGACUUCAGGCCCAGCCUGCCCUUGCCCCACUUCAACAAGCACCUGCUGGGCACGGAGCAUGGGGAUGAGCCGCGCCACGGGGCCCUCACGCUGCGCCUGGGCCUCCACCAGCAGGGGUCAGAGCCCAGCUACCUGGAGCGGCUGGAACAGCUGCACCGGGUGAUGUGCAGCACGUUGGAGAAGAACGUGCUGGGUGGCCAGGACCAGCUGCGGAUCCGCGUGGCAGAGCUGGAGGACGAGGUGCGGAACCUGCGCAAGAUCAACCGCGACCUAUUCGACUUCUCCACGCGCAUCAUCACUCGGCCAGCCAAGGGCUGUGGUCCAGUGUUGACCUGCUGUCCUCCCGUGACCUGCCAUGUCGUGUUGGUGCUGUGCCGUGUCUAACAAAAGACCUGAAAUCCUGCCUCUCGGCCUCCUUGUGCCCACGCUGGGCUCAGGACCCCGGUGGCGGGACCUGCUUCAGGGACCUCACCGUAGCCAUCACAGGGUCCGAGUUUCAGAUCUAGCGUCGAGAAGCCUGGGUUCUCACCUCUUCACUCACCUGCCGCCCCAGUGCCUUUCCAUGACCCAGAGGCCAUGCCACCCGUGGGACGGGACAGGGACAUUCUGGGAGCUGCAGGACGAGGUCCCCAGGGGCAGGAGUGACUCCGGGACAACAGUGCAGUCACACUGGUCCCGUCCCCCCAACCUGGGUCAGGGCAGCUGGCUCUGGGGUGGCAGCCAAUUCUGGGCCAGGGUCAUCUUGACCAGAACCUUCUUGGUGUCAGGGGCCGGAGGGAGGCCAGGCCCCACCCCCACCCCCACUGCCAAGGGGAGACAGGGACACCACCAGCUGGCACCUGGAGCCCAGCCGAGAGGUGGGCCCUCAGGCUGCCCAUGGAACCUUCCAGAAAGCUGCCCCCAAAUGACAGUCUGCUUAAUGGUCCAGAAAAUCCACAAGACUUAGCAGGUGCUGUAAUGACCUCGGCCGGGGGCUAGCUCCUGGUUCAUGUCUUUAGCUAGUGGGCAUCCCCGCUGGGGCUCUGCACCCACCCUCAUGGCCCACCUUGCCCAGGAAGCUGCCAGGUGAGGAGUCCUGCUGGCUGAUAGGGUCCACAUUGUAGGUGCAGCCCCUGGGCCCCUGGUGGAUCCCAAGAAGUGAGGCGGGGUGGGGGAGUGGGUCGCAAGGCAGCUCAUCAGAGCAGAGCUGGAGGUCGGAGCUGCGCCCUCCUCCCCAGAGCACCCAGGGCUGUUUUCUUGUCUGCAGUCUGCACCCAGUCCGUUCUCACCCCCUUGGUUUCCAGAGGGUCUGGAAGAUUAGGAGAGGGCCUCAGAAUUUGGCUGAGAUUCCCCUGGGGCCAAGGGCCACCUCACCUGCCUGGGCCCUGCGUCCCCAGGCCCUGGCCCUGGUGAGGGUCCCUGGCAGCCCUGAUGCUGAGCCUGAGGCCUGCUGCCCUCUGCCUGGGACGCUGCCCCACGCCCCCAGCUGUCUGCACUCGCCCCGUGAUUCAGUGGCUUGGAAGGAGAGGCCAGGUUUUGAGGCCCCAGUGUUGCUGUUUGUCUUGUGGAGUCCCAGGCAAGAGCUGGCAGGUGGCCAGGAGACAGGCUGGGGAUCGGCCAAUGUCUGGCAGCCACCUCCCAGGUUCUGGGUUUUUCCCUGGGGAGCAGGGGUAUUGUUCUCAUUGCCCUGGACCCUCAGCUGCCGCCUUGGGUCCUGGGGUUCCUCCUGGCUCAUCUGCCACACCCAUGGCUGGGGUGAGGGUAGGCACCCCUGGGUGGGGUCCCCACCCCUGGGGCUGUCACUUUGAUGACUUGGCCCUGAAGGGGGGUGCCUGGCUGGGCCUGGGAAGAUCCUCCAGUUGACACGCAACCGUCUUUGCCCGCGCUGUCCCUGCCACCUGUCCUUGCGGGCCUGCAAGGUCUCCUGUCCCCUUUCCACGGGCCAUGCCGAGAGAGUUCACAGGAGGUCGGUUGGCGGGAGCUGGUUGCGGAGAAGGUCGCUGGUGGGCCGUGAAGGCUGGAGCCCGUUUACCUCUUUCCCUGAAAUCCCCACAUGGCCCUGGGCAAGCCACACCUGGCCCUGAGGCUCGGUGUCAUCUGUAAAAGGGAACACACACCUCCUCGGCCUGCGAGGAGCCUUCAGGAGCUGGUGUGCAGCUGAGCAGGUGUGUGACAGGUGCCAGGCACACGGCCAGCAAUGCCGCUGUUAUUGUCCUGUCUAAGAAUCUGUAGAAGCACAAUUUGACCCUGAAUCCUGGGCCAUCACUGCCAGAGGGGCAGGUGCAGGCGGCACCCAGCAUUCACAGAUGAGUCCUGCAUGUGCGCUGAGUUUAUGUGAACCGCAGUGACAUACCGCCUCUCACACACCAGGACAGCUGUUAUUUAAGAAACAAAACGUGUCAGGAGGCGAUGGAGAAAUCUGAGCCCUUCUGCACUGCUGGUGGGAAGGUGAAAUAGUACAGCCGCUGUGGCCAAUAGCCUUGAGGGUCAUCAAAAAGUUACAUGUGGAAUCAACAUAUGCUCCAGCAAUCCCCCUCCUGAGUGCAUCCUCCAAAGAAAUUAAAGCAAGAGACUCGAGAUGUUUGCACGCUCGUGUUCAUAGCAGUGUGAUUCACAACAGCCAAAAGGUGGAGACAACCCAAGUGGCCAUUGACAGGUGAUAAACAGAGUAUGGUCCAACCACACAAGGGAAUAUUAUUCAGCCUUAAAAAGGAAGGAGAUUCUGACACCUGCUACAACAGGGAUGAACCUUGAGGGCAUGAUGCUCAGUGAGAGAAGCCAGACACAGGACAGAUACUGUCUGAUUCCACUCACAGAGGGUCCCUGGGGGAAUCAGAUCCACAGAGACAGGAAGUAGAUGGUGGGGGCCAGGGGCUGGGGGAGGGGGUGGGGAGUCAGGGUUUCACAGGGACAGAGCUUCAGUUUGGGAAGAUGAGAAAGUUCUAGAGGUGAUGGUGGGAAGGCUGCAGAAUGUGAUUGUGCUUAAUGCCACCGAGCUGUGCACUUAAAAAUGAUUAAAACGGUGAACUUUACAUUAUGUAUAUUUUACCACAGUUAAGGAAAAAACCUUGCCUGUGUCCACUUGUUUGAUGUGCACGGUAGCUGGGAGGUCAGAGCUACUACCAUUGAGCUUGUAAAGAUGGGAGCUGAGGGACUUCCCUGGUGGUCCAGUGGUUGAGACUCCGCCUUCCAAUGCAGGGGCUGCCGGUUUGAUCCCUGGUCGGGGAGCUAAGGUCCCACGUGCCUCGGGGCCAAAAAACCAAAACAUAAAAUAGAAGCAAUAUUGUAACAAUUUAAUAAAGACUUUAAAAAUGGUCCACAUCAAAACAAAAAACUUGAAAAAAAAAAGCUGGGAGCUGAGGCGCAGAGGCCAGGGUGCCCAGCACAGGUCAUGCAAGUAGUGGGCCUUGGGGGAAGGUGAGGUGUAACAGCAGGGCCCGAGAUGGGGCGGCUUCAGGGGGUUACCCCGUGAGUCCCAGGGGGGCCCAAGGCGCUGUCGGGUGCUCGCGUACCUACCAGAACCAGCAGCCAGUAAUGUUUGUUGACUGACUGACUGACUGACUGACUGACUGCUGAGGGCCACAUUAGGGUGAGGAGGUAUCCCCUCCCCAGCAUGGGUCCGUUUCUGGGGACUCAUGCUGGCAUAGGGAACUUACCCCAGGGUGGGGUGAGGCCCAGGUGGUCCCUGAGGACACUUCUUAACCUGGCACCUCACCCAGAACAGUGGCGGGGGGUGGGUGCUCCCUGGUAUGACCCUCCCUGUCCUGGGAUGCCUGGCCAGGUGGCUGGAUGAGGUGGCCUUGUCACCUGGAAGCCAGCCACCCAGCUCUCAUUAGUCACCUCAAAAUUCUAUUCAUGCUGCUGGCCGGUACUUGCAUUUUUCUUCAUCUAAUGGAGUUUGUCCCCUGCGUCUCUAACACUGGCUCCAAAAGGAGAUGGUUUCUUGUGCGUGAAAAAAAUCAACUGAGUGUAGACGCGUUCCUUAGAGCUGGAAUGUUCAUGCGCAGCUGCUUCCCUGUGCCCUGCGGGGUCUGGGGAGAAGCCUGGCUUUCUCCACUCCCCAACCUGGGAUGGGAGAAUUCCACGCAGGGUGCUCCUGGGCCCUUACUUGACCGGUGGUUAUUGAGCGCCUCCCACAGGCCAGGGCCACAAGAAGGUCUCCAUGGCAUUUGUCUUGGGGAGGCCCAGAGAAUGUAGGAAGAGGCUGGGGGAUUGGUAGGUGGCGGGGAGCUGAGGAAGGUUCCGGGGCAGCGGAGAGUGAUGUAACCACGCGUCCUUGUCUGAGCAGUUGCUCAAAGCAACAAGCAAUUAUAGAGUGCCUGCUGUGUGCAAGCACUGGAGACAGCAGUUAACGAGCCAGACCCGCCCCUGUCUCCCAGAGCUGGCCACUGAAUAAAGCAAAUAAAGGGACAAAAAGACGA
This is a messenger RNA of Balaenoptera acutorostrata (minke whale), 5993 nucleotides long. RefSeq names its product WD repeat domain 18 (gene WDR18). Bases 292 to 1977 code for a protein of 561 amino acids. Gene Ontology annotation, biological process: DNA-templated DNA replication; rRNA processing. Gene Ontology annotation, cellular component: nuclear pre-replicative complex. Lineage: Eukaryota; Metazoa; Chordata; Mammalia; Artiodactyla; Balaenopteridae. The transcript is spliced from 11 exons. Gene Ontology annotation, molecular function: protein binding. The record is from RefSeq and is a predicted model, not a curated record.